Messenger RNA from Thlaspi arvense, 2804 nucleotides. Lineage: Eukaryota; Viridiplantae; Streptophyta; Magnoliopsida; Brassicales; Brassicaceae. The record is from the annotation of a GenBank genome assembly.
CCCAGAUACACAUAAUUGGGCCCCCAUCCGGGUCGGCUUGUUAGAUUAGGCAAUUUAAAAACUCGGGUCAUCGGAGUAACCCGACCCGCUCAGCUAUUCUCUGUCGAACUCGUCCCGAUCGAAUCGCUUAGGGUUUCUACUCUCUCGGCAGCGAACGCAGAGAGAGUUUCGAAAGAUGAAUCCAUUGACGCUGGUGAAGCGGAUACAGAGUAUAAACGCUACGGAAUCAGAUCUAGGGAUUUCUGAAGAGGCCUCGUGGCACGCCAAGUACAAAGAUUCUGCCUAUGUCUUCGUCGGAGGCAUAGCGUACGACCUCACCGAAGGCGAUCUCCUCGCCGUUUUCGCACAAUAUGGUGAAGUCGUAGAUGUCAAUCUUAUCCGAGACAAGGCUACUGGAAAAUCCAAGGGUUUUGCGUUUCUUGCGUAUGAAGAUCAAAGAAGCACCACUCUCGCUGUUGAUAAUCUGAAUGGAGCUCAGGUGCUUGGGCGGACCAUUAGGGUUGACCAUUGUAGCAAAUACACUAAGCGAGAAGAGGAAGAUGAAGAGACGCGACAGCAGAACAGAGAGGCUCGUGGUGUAUGCAGAGCUUUUCAGAGAGGAGAGUGUACUCGUGGAGAUUUUUGCAAAUUCUCCCACGAUGAAAAAAGAGCUGCAAAUACUGGUUGGGGUCAUGAAGAGGACAGAAGUUCCAAGUGGGAUCAUGACAAGUUUAAUGGUGCCAAGAAGGGUGGUAAAAGUUUUGGCCAACGAGGAGAUUUCAAACCUGAUGCGGAAGAGAAGAGUUACAGAGAAAAGGGUCAUGGAGGAGAUGCCUCAUAUAACCGCCCUAGAGAUAGAGAAAGAGUGGAAAGGGUGGAGAGAGAGCCAAGGUCAAGAGAUUCGUAUGAUAGGAGGGAACAAAAGAGAUCAGGACGUCUUGACGAUUCGCAAUCUGGAAGAUACGAUGCUGACAAUGACUACACGAGGGAGGACAAGAGAUACAGAACACAUGAUAGGGAGGAGAAAUCGAAGGAAAGAUCAAGAAGAGGUGAUAACGACAGGGAGGGAGACGGUUCAAUUGUAGCUAGAAUCUCUGGGAUUGAUCUUUGUUGUUCUUCUCAAGAGAGUUAUCAUCCUUGGGGUUGUAUAAACUGGCUUCAUCCCGUAACUGUCAUUCUAUGUUUACUCUUCAGCUUCUCCAGCCGCAGCGGCCGUCUUCCUCCAGGACCUCGAGGACUUCCCGUUCUCGGUCAUAUGCAUCUACUCCGGUCUAGCCUCCCACGUUCUCUACAAGCCUUGGCUCAAACGUACGGACCUCUCAUGAGCAUACGCAUCGGACUACUAAGAGUCCUCGUUGUCUCAGAUUCCGACACAGCCAAACAAAUCCUCAAGACACACGACCCUGAUUUCGCUUCCAAGUUUGUCUUUGGUCCGAGACAGUUCAAUGUUUACAAAGGAGCAGAGUUCUUCAACGCGCCUUAUGGACCUUACUGGAGGUUCAUGAAGAAGUUAUGCAUGACUAAGCUCUUCGCCGGUUAUCAGCUCGAUCGAUUCGUAGAUAUAAGAGAGGAGGAAAGGAUAUCUUUACUGAGAUCGCUCGUUGAGAGAUCAAGAAACGGAGAGGCGUGCGAUCUCGGUUUGGAGUUCACUGCUUUGACCACAAAGAUCUUAUCAAAGAUGGUCAUGGGGAAACGUUGCCGUCAAAACUCGAAUCUUCCCGUAGAGAUCAGGAAAAUCGUGAGUGAUAUAAUGGCUUGCGCCACAAGGUUUGGGUUCUUGGAGCUGUUUGGACCAUUAAGGGAUCUUGAUGUGUUUGGGAAUGGUAAGAGGCUUAGAUCAUCGAUUUGGCGGUACGAUGACUUGAUUGAGAAGGUACUGAAGGAAUAUGAAGACGAUAAGAGCAACGUUGAAGGAGAGAAAGAUAAAGACAUCGUUGAUAUCUUGUUGGACACGUAUAACGACCCCAAAGCCGAACUCAAAUUGAGUAUGAAUCAGAUCAAAUUCUUCAUCCUUGAAUUGCUCAUGGCGAGCCUAGACACGACUUCUGCAGCUUUACAAUGGACAAUGACAGAGCUAAUCAACCAUCAAGACAUCUUGACAAAGAUCAGAGACGAGAUCGAGUCGGUUUUAGGAGCCACGCGUCGGUUAAUCAAAGAAUCAGAUUUGCAGAAGCUUCCUUACCUGAAAGCAGCUAUCAAGGAGACAUUGAGACUUCAUCCAGUGGGGCCAUUGUUACGCAGGGAGAGCAACAGAGACAUGAAGAUCAAUGGGUACGAUGUAAAAUCGGGGACAAAGAUCUUCGUGAAUGCUUACGGGAUAAUGCGUGAUCCAACCACAUACAAAAAUCCUGACAAGUUUAUACCUGAGAGGUUUCUUGUGGUGGAAGAGAACACAGAGAGAAAGAUGAGUUAUCAUUACCAGCAAUAUAUGUUGGAGUUAAAAGGUCAAGAUGUAAAUUAUCUUGCGUUUGGGAGUGGAAGGAGAGGAUGUCUUGGAGCUUCUCAUGCUUCUCUGGUUUUGAGUCUCACAAUCGGAUCACUCGUGCAGUGUUUUGAUUGGGCUGUGAAGGGAGAUGAAGACAAAUUCAAGAUUAGAUUACCUAACGGAUUUUCAGCUUCAGGUACUGCAGGAGGAAGUUCUCUUAUGUGUUCUCCUGAAUUAUAUUUUCAUCCAUUCAGUCAAAAUCAAGAUCCUAAGUGACAAUAUCAUUCAGAAUUCGGAAACAUGCUUAAACUCUGCUCUGUUUUGUGCUGUUUUUCAUAAACUUCAUACUUUUGAUGAAAAGUAUAAAUGCUUCAAUCUUGUAUAAUCAGUUAAUCACACG